AAUGCUAAAUACCAGUGCGUUGGCUCGGUGACGGUGGCUGCUUUCACCUUCCAUCGACUCUACCAGUAGAAAAUAUUGAGGGGAUUCCAAUGGCAGAAGUGAGUCUUGGUAUGCUUAUAGACAUUGUGGACGAGGAGUGGAUGAGGGACACUCUCCCUGAUGAUGAUCUCCCAUUGCCUCCAGUGCUUGCUGUUAGGACUGAUGAUACCGAAGAAACCAAUCAGGAAACUCAGCAAGUAGAUGGAGAAGCUUGGCAUGAUCUUGCACUGGAUACCCAGUAAAAAAUGCCUGUGGAAACUUUUUAAUAGAAACUCCUACUUGCAUCUAUCUCCUUUUAUUGUGUAUGAUCAGAACUUGUAAGCUUUGUAUGUAGACAAUCAUUGCAUCACUUCCAUUAAUAAUCUCUCUUGGAUUUCCCUUUUUGUUGGAUGGAAUAAAUUUGCUUCUUGCUGCUGAAAUGUGACCCUUUUGCUGGUGUG
Brassica oleracea var. oleracea is the source of this 479-nucleotide messenger RNA. RefSeq lists its product as uncharacterized. Gene Ontology annotation, cellular component: anaphase-promoting complex. Bases 90 to 281 code for a protein of 63 amino acids. The record is from RefSeq and is a predicted model, not a curated record. NCBI's taxonomy places the organism in Eukaryota, Viridiplantae, Streptophyta, Magnoliopsida, Brassicales, Brassicaceae. The transcript is spliced from 4 exons. Gene Ontology annotation, biological process: protein K11-linked ubiquitination.